GAUGGACGAAGUUACUCGACAAGAUGAUGUACGAGUGGCACUCCACAUCAGCGAUGAGCCUGCCAUUCUCGACGUAACAGAAAGUGGAGAAAUACCAGAACCGCCAAAGACUGCAGCAGCACGUUUAGAGGAAAAUGUCACCCAGAUUGACUUCAGCAAAGUUCUAUCCACCACUACAGGAUGGACAAAGGAGAAAUCAUUGACUGGAAGAGGGCAGGGUGAAGAAGAGGACACCUCAGAAGCGGUUGUUGCCACUACCACACCCGGUCGCUUAGAGGCCAUCAAAGAAAAUAUUUACCUUGCGUGGGCCGAAGUUCAGUUCUCGCUGGAUUUGGUGGAAAGGCUGCUGGCAAAUGAAAAACGGACUUCACAGGAUGCGGACAAUUCCUAUUUGCGCCUCCUGCCGGCUCCACGUAAACCUGCUCCACCCCCACGACAGCAGAUCGAUGACCUCCAACUGAUUCUUUCAGCAAAAUUUCAGCAUCUCAAGCUGGUCGCCAAAAACUUGCGGGAUGCCGGUGAACGCUUGCAGACAUCAUUGGAUCGGGAUCAAAGUUUUUAUGGUACUUUCACCACCAAUCUGCGAUCGAAAGAUUGGGUUCUACAAGCCAGAAGCGGCUCGGAACGUGGCCUAUAUGUCGAUUAUGGCUUUGGACAAGCCGGAUCGGAUUACUAUCAAGUUGGUCAUGCAGAAAUAUGGCGUAACCUUACGGCACCAGAGAAGAGAAAAAGAGAGGAUAAUGUGGAGGAGGAGGUCGAUCUAAUUUUACCACGCGUGAACGCCAAGCGCAUGAGAAUCACUACUGUGUCGGGCCUGACCCGCAUGAGCGACGAGAAAUUUCAGCGAAGACAGGAUUCUGACUUCUGGUCACAUUGGGCGAACGAGAAUGAUCGGAAGGAAAGUGGGCUUUAUCGACAGCUUUCCAGGGCUCAAAGCGCCAUCUUCGACGCAGAAAUUUUUGACCACGUUUCAAGAGAGGCGGCCCGUGAAAGUGCAGCAGAGGUUACACGGAUUUUGCCAAACGCAGUUGCUGCAUCAGUUGGGGCGACGAGUACCAAGCUGGUAGUGAGCUUAGUCGAUGGUGAUGAAACUGUGCCAAACCCAUGUACUUCAGAUGAUGCGCAGCAGCCAUCUCAGGUCACUUCUAUUUCCCAACCCGAUGGUGCUCUGUUGGAGCUUGUGGCACAACAAGCACUGAGACGGCAACAUCGAACAAAUAUUCGAAGACAGCGGGAAGCAGCAGGCUGUUAUACUGGGGUCGGAAGGGUUCAAAAGAACGAGCAGAUGUCCGUCCUCGCACGAUUAGCGAGAACUACAGAAAUUCAGAACAUUCGCAGCCAAAUAUCAUUUGCGAUGCAGAAAACUAUUGGAUACGUCAGUGAGCGAUGCAACAUUUCAGUACGCCGCGAACGCGUUACGUCUGGAGACAUAGAUACUAAGUGGACCCUGCAAAUCUUCGGCCGGUGGCAAGUACUUUUAUUUCUACGCGUCUCUGGUGAUAUAGUGGCGCAGACAUCCAUACUCGACAUGGCUUCUUCAUCGCUACACGUUUCGGAAGUCGAAGAUUACCUUCGACAAGAAGUCUGGAGGGCGUGUGUGCACAUGGUUGUUCAGGAAGCCAAUGCUUUAGGAGUCUCUAUUGGUAUACCCGGCGGAGUGAAAAAAUGGCAUGUGGAUGACUUGUCAGUCAAGGGCCUAAUAAGAACCAGAAACAUACCAUUGCGGUGCGUUGUGGACCUCUAUGGCACCGACUUGCCUUCAUCGUACCUACAGAUCCGCAUAUCAAGUGUCGAAGAUGCCUACAAGAUUCCGCUACGAUCACCAGAUGGGCUAGCUCAGAAGUCAGAUGUUAAGGAUCUUGUGCGACAGAUUUUAGUGCGACACAUGCAAUAGACCGGGAUUUACGUCCAGUGCAAAUCCCUCCGGUGAACAUUUCAACUGUUCAGAGCAAUGGCACUAUCCUGCGUUCACAUUACGUCCCUGCGUCGCUCGUGCUUUCGCCCUUAUCGCUGUCAUUUCCUUCCUGCGCUAUCCUAACACCACCUUCCCCCUCCGCGCUCUCAUAAUAUGGAUUCCUGCUGUUUAGAAUAGAUGUUAACUGCCUGUAAGCUGGGUCAUCGACAUCGAAAGCAUUGUCCUACAGAUCUCACCGAUGAGUUGCGAAUGGCUUUAUAAGAAUGAUGUCUAACUUACUUGCAACGUGAGUCGGAAAAGUCCGAUAGGUGCGUCCGGUGUAUUUUCCGUCGUUAUUUCCUGAUCCGUCACAGCGUCAAGGAAGGCUUUAAGUCCCUCUUCGCGUAUAUUGUUCCGGAAAAGAUUCAAAUUGUUUAGGGUACGGUUUCCGAGCACAAACCAUUGACCGUUGUGUUCAAACAUAGGUUCGACUGUUGGGUUCGAGUCUGGCGCCUGAUUUGGUUGAUUAGGUGACAUUACAAGAUACUGGUCCAUAUGGAUGGAUCUACCUCUUCGACUUCUUCCUUGGUUUCCUCUGCUUUGGAUUUCUUGCCAGAUUUGGCUGCGACGGCGCCCUUUUUCUCUUUCCCUUUGCUUGCUGCACCCUUUUCUUCGACUACAACAGCACCAGCUGUCGCAGCUUUCUUGGGGCCCGGAGGCUGGGCUGCCACCCCCACCUCGGUGGUUGAUUUUUGCUUGCCGAUGUUCGGCUGGGUAGCAGUGCCUUUACUUCCACCCGCGGAGCCUCCUUCCUCCUUCUUACCACCUUUGAUCGGGCGUUUAGCUUUGAGAUCCGCAAUGGACUCUUUUUUAAUUCCUCCUGCUAUGAUGCUCUCUUCGCUUUUGACUCUACAUAUAUGGUGGAUCCAUGCAUUAGGGUGGUUGGUUAACUAAGAAAAUAAACGAUGUGCGUUCUAACUUUGCGG
Molecule: messenger RNA, 2880 nt
Organism: Spizellomyces punctatus DAOM BR117
Lineage: Eukaryota; Fungi; Chytridiomycota; Chytridiomycetes; Spizellomycetales; Spizellomycetaceae
Exons: 10
Biological process (GO): regulation of transcription by RNA polymerase II
Cellular component (GO): mediator complex; core mediator complex
Molecular function (GO): transcription coregulator activity
Source: RefSeq, a predicted model, not a curated record